AUGUCUACAGAUAACAAAGACCUUGAAAUAACACACGUUGAAGACCGUCAUUCAGGUGAUCAUCCUAAUGAAUUGACCAAAACAGAUUCAGCCAUUAACGAAGAACUCCGUCAUAAUUUAGAGAUCCCAGAUUCAUUAAAACACCUAUCACAAGAUGAAUUAGAUGCAUUAACUAAGAAAACUCGUCGUAAGAUUGAUUUGAGAAUCUUGCCAAUGCUGGUUUAUAUCUAUAUUUUGAAUUAUUUGGAUAGAAAUAACAUUGCAAGUGCUAGAUUAGGUGGGUUAGAAAAAGAUUUAGGAUUGAAAGGAAAUCAAUAUCAAACAUGUAUUUCAAUCUUAUUCGUUGGUUAUAUCUUGAUGCAAAUCCCUUCAAAUAUGAUUGUUAAUAAAUUAGGAAGACCUUCAUUGUUCAUCACUGUCAUCAUGACUGUUUGGGCAGUUAUCUCAACUUGUACAGGUGCUGUUCAAAAUUAUCACGGGUUAUUAGUUGCAAGAUUAUUAUUAGGUUUUGUUGAAGCUGGUUUUUUCGGAAGUGCUUUAUAUUAUCUUUCUUGUUGGUAUUCAAGAAAGGAACUAAGCCUUAGAAAUGCAAUCUUGUAUUCUGGUUCGUUAUUCUCUGGUGCUUUGAGUGGGUUAAUUGCUGCUGGUAUUAUUGAUAAAAUGGAUAAUGUUCGUGGGUUAAGAUCAUGGAGAUGGUUAUUCAUUAUUGAAGGUGCUAUUACUGUCGCAUCAGUCCCAUUUGCAUAUUUGAUCUUACCUGAUAUGCCUGGUAAUUCUAAAUUCUUAACUGAUCAAGAAAGAGAUUUAGUUUUAUGGAAUUUAAGAAAAGAAGUUGGUCAAGAUGAUUCUGAUUCUGAAAAUCAAGAGUCUUAUAAGUCAACAAUGUUAUUGGCAAUGAAAGAUAUUAAAGUUUGGUGUAUCACAGGGAUCUUGAGUUUUGUUGUUAGUGCAGCUUCAGGUAUUACAAAUUAUUUACCAACUUUGAUUAUCGAUUCUUUACAUUUCAAUAGAGUUACAAGUCUUGCUCUUUGUGUCCCACCUUAUAUGUUGUCUGUUGUUUCUACAUUUAUCUGGGCUAGACAUGCUGAUAAAACAGGUGAAAGAUUCUGGCAUGUUGUUGUUCCAUUAUUCCUAAGUUUGAUUUCAUUCAUUAUUACACUAGCUACAACAAAUAUUGGUGCUAGAUAUUUUGCAAUUUGCUUGAUGAUUCCUUCAUUAUAUUGUUCAUUCACCACUAUUUUAUCAUGGAUGUCAAAUUGUGUUCCAAGACCACCAUUGAAAAGAGCUAUUGCUAUCUCCUUAAUGAAUUGUUUGUCCAAUUCAACAUCCAUUUGGAGUUCAUAUUUAUAUCCUUCAAGUGCCGCUCCAAAAUAUUUGGUUGCAUUUGUUUGUAAUUGUGUUUUUGUUGUUUUGGCAAUGUGUAUGGCGUUAAUCUUGAGAACUAAACUGAUGGUUCUAAACAAUAGAAUUGAUAGAGGUACAAUGAAUUGGGAAAAGGAAUUAGGUAAAGGUAAUGAUGGUUCCAAGAUCAAAUCUGAUUUUAGAUUCUUAUACUAG
Messenger RNA from Hansenula anomala, 1557 nucleotides. RefSeq lists its product as uncharacterized. The transcript has a single exon. The record is from RefSeq and is a predicted model, not a curated record. Gene Ontology annotation, biological process: transmembrane transport. The coding region runs from base 1 to 1557 and encodes 518 amino acids. Gene Ontology annotation, molecular function: transmembrane transporter activity. Lineage: Eukaryota; Fungi; Ascomycota; Saccharomycetes; Phaffomycetales; Wickerhamomycetaceae. Gene Ontology annotation, cellular component: membrane.